This is a messenger RNA of Neoarthrinium moseri, 354 nucleotides long. RefSeq lists its product as uncharacterized. The coding region runs from base 1 to 354 and encodes 117 amino acids. The record is from RefSeq and is a predicted model, not a curated record. NCBI's taxonomy places the organism in Eukaryota, Fungi, Ascomycota, Sordariomycetes, Amphisphaeriales, Apiosporaceae. The transcript has 5 exons. Gene Ontology annotation, biological process: mitochondrial electron transport, ubiquinol to cytochrome c.
AUGGCCAAGAGCGCCCCCGGUCCCGUUUACCCUGCAUACAAGAGCCCAUACGGCCCGAAGUACCACUACCAGCCUAAUGUUGCUGGAUGGACCCCUAAGCAAUUGACUGGCCUAUCCGACGGAGUCCCUGUGACCCGGGCAUGCAACAGAAGCGAACGGGAUGCGUUGGCCCCUGAGCUUGCAAACUCCAUCAUACGUGGCUUCAAGGCCGGUGCCUUUGGCGGUGUCGCCCUGUUCGCCGUCAUCUUCUACGCCUCGGGCAUCCCCCGUGUCCAGCAGGACAUCCUGAUGAAGGUCCCCGGCCUCCGCAACUACUUCAUCAAGGACGUCCCCGCCUCCGACAACCCCUUCUAA